GCGCCGUCAGUGUGCCGCCAGCCCGCGCCGGCAGCUGUGCCCGACCCGAGCCGCCUGCGCCGCCCGCGCCCGCCAUGGAGCACUUCAUCGAGAGCGUGCGCAAGUACCCGUGCCUGUGGAACACCACGGCCAUCGAGUACCGCGACCAGGAGCUGAAGGACGCGGCGUGGGCCGAAGUCAUGAAGGAUACCGACCUGUCCUCGGUGAAGGAGGUGAAGUUGAAGUGGAAGAAGUUGCGCGACAGCUACCGCGACGCGCUGAAGAGGCAGAGCGAGAUGUUGGCCAAGGAGCCGGGCCAGGCCAAGAAGACCUACCCCUGGAAGUACAUGGGGCUCAUGCAGUUCCUCCAGCCGCACAUGAGCGCGCGCAAGCGGCCCGAGCCGGCGCGCCCGCCCGACGACUUCGAGCCGCCGGCCAACGGCCACGGCGCCCACGCCGCCCACGCCGCACACGGCGCCCACGUGAGCCACGCUAGCCGCCGCUCCAGCGACUCGAGCGACAGCGAGGCGCCGUCGGAGCCCAAGCGGCGCGCCGCCCCGCCGCCCGCGGCGCCGCCGGCGCCGGCGCCGCUGCGGCUUCCGGAGUACACGUGGCGCGCGGCCGCGGCGCCGGACCCGCUGGAGCUGUUCUUCGAGGGCAUGUGCCAGGCCACCAAGCGGCUGCCGUACCAGACGCAGCUGCGCAUCAAGCGCACGCUGUUCGAGGCGGUGGCGGGCGCGGAGGAGGCGCUGGCGGCCGAGCAGCUCAGCUACGCCAGCCUGUGGGCGCGCGGGCCGCCCAGCUCGCGCUCGUCCAGCGAGCCGCCCGAGCCGGAGCGCCCGGCCUGACCGGCCCCGCACCCCAAGGAGGACUCCUCCUCCUCCUCGUCGUCCUCCUCCUCCUCCCGCUCCUCUCGGGACGAGUGACUGCGGAGCGGCAGGACGCUUUACCUUUAGUUCGACCGAGUUCCUAGUACAUGGUGAAGUUACCGGUUGGUGCGUGGGCUGUGACUGUGAUGAGAGGUACCUAAAUCGUUGACUGAAGAUGUGAUUGAUUACUGAUUACCACCGACGACGUCCACGACGGGCGGACACCUGUCAUAUUUGGAUUGUUAUUCGCUAAGAAUAGUUGUAUUUUACAUAAUUUUAUCUUGUAACAUAAUGUUUUUCAUAACAGAUCCAUUGUAUAUAACAAUAAUACUAAAGUACAACAUGCCUACAUGUUAUACUAAACUUGAAAGUGUAGGUUCAGUACACCAGCUGCAGCGGCUCGAGUAACAGGCUCGGUGCUGGAGGGUACUUGAGGACUCCUUGUACUGAGAUGUACCUAUCUAGCUAUUGUGAAGAAUAUUAUAUACCUACCAAAUUAUUUUUUUAUUACGAAGUUGCUGAAAUAAUUACAUAUUAAGGCACUAACCAGGUUUAAAAAAAAUGCGAUGAGAAAAACAAUAAAGAUUUUAGAAAAUGAA
Pectinophora gossypiella (pink bollworm) is the source of this 1447-nucleotide messenger RNA. RefSeq lists its product as uncharacterized. The coding region runs from base 75 to 827 and encodes 250 amino acids. NCBI's taxonomy places the organism in Eukaryota, Metazoa, Arthropoda, Insecta, Lepidoptera, Gelechiidae. Gene Ontology annotation, biological process: regulation of transcription by RNA polymerase II. The record is from RefSeq and is a predicted model, not a curated record. Gene Ontology annotation, cellular component: transcription regulator complex; nucleus. The transcript has 2 exons.